AUGGACCUGGUCAUAACACAGCAGCUGGCUUACGCCGAGAGCCAACAAGAUGCUGCCUCCCUGAAGAAAGCUUACGAGCUGAUUAAAUCUGCCAACCUAGGAAAGUCUGCGUUCGACCCCUCUGAGAGCUUCAGCCCGGACCUCUUCGUCUUGUGUGCAGAGCAGGCGCUCAAGAUGGGGCAGCCGGAUGUGAGCGAGGACUGCAUCCAGAUGUACUUCAAAGUCAAGGGCCCGGUCACCCAGUUUCUAGGCCGGGCGCACCUGUGCCGAGCCCAGCUGUGCGCCCCACAGUCCUCUGAGAACCUGGAGGAGUUCAAUCAUUGUGUGACUCAGUAUAUGAAGGCUAUAAACUUUGCGAAAGGAGAGCCCAGAUAUUACUUUUUGGUUUAUAACGCGUCAGUCCUCUACUGGCAAAUGGUUAGGCCGUUUCUCAAGCCUGGAUACCGACACUACCUCAUCUCCAGCCUCUCCCAAAUUGUCAACGUGUUAAAUCAGACCAAGGAGGAGGACAAGGACUGGCGCGCUGAGCUGAUGUUGGAACUUAUUGAGUGUUAUCUGGACGCUGGAAAAAACGAGGAAGCUGCUACGUUUUGUUCCAUGGCAGCACCAUUCAUAAAAACUAAUGUGCCGCAGAAAUAUCGAAAGAUAUUCUCUGUUAUGGUACGUCACAAAUUAAUGGAUGAGCAUCAUUUAAAAGAAGAAAUGAAAUCUUCAAUUAGCCUGUCCAUCUGUUUCCACAUUAAUAUGCUAAAAGCGAAAUUAGAAAACAACGAAUUACCAGAAGACGCCAAUAUAAUUCUGAAGGCUCUCUAUAAGCGUUUAGGUUAUUAUCAUCACCAGCGCGUACUUUCAAUCAGAGAAGAAAAGAUUCUUUUGCUGUUUGAACUAGCCCAUCUUUCAUUGACCUUGAAAUGUGAGGAAAUUGCUUCUGGCUGCAUAUCAGACCUGAAGAAAAUCGAGAAUGCAGAUCCAGGGAAGCUGAUUGAAAUUGAAUGCCUGGAGUGUGAAUCUGAAGCUUUAAAACUUGAAAAUAAAAUUAAAGUCUAUAGCCGAGCAGCUGUGGAGACUCAGCUGAGCAUCAUUCAGAGGCUGGAUGUGGCGCUGCAGCGUGCCAUACGCCUGGGCGACCCUGGCGUCAUCCACGUGGUGUGCACCACACAGUGGAACACGUGCCUCCCUUUGCUCCAGCACAACCUGCGCCACCACCUGCGAAAGGCACUGACCAACGUCGCGGAGAUCCUGGAGAAGGUGGACAGCCUGAUGGUGCUGCUUCGCUGCCAAGUGCACAUGGAGAUGGCGCACAUUGAGGAGGACGAGGACCGCCUGGAGCCCGCCCUGGAGCACCUGCGGAAGGCCAUGCGCCUAGACAGCCUGGGCCUCUACCAGGACCAGCUCAGGAUGGCCUCCAACCGCCUGCACCUGUGCACCAUGCUCUACCAGUCGCCGGAGCGUGCUGAGGACAAAGCCAUCAUGGCCAUCGAGCAGGCAAAGAAGGCCAUACCCAAGGACAGUGUCAGGAAGAAGCGGGCUCUCCUGGUGAAUGCUGGCCUGGCCCUGGCUCCCGAUGCCUUCCAGAUAGUGCUGGACAGCGAGAAUGAAGCCAAAGUCUCCACUGGGAAAAUCAGGAGCCGGUUCUCCUACCUCUUUGCCAAAGCACGUCACUUCAUCGUCAGUGUGGACAAAGCUGCUGGACACUUACGGCGCUUGGGAAAUGAAAAUGACAAAGAAAGAAUACAGAUUUGGGCCGAGUUAGCCAAAGUGGCCCGGAAGCAAGGCGUGUGGGACGUGUGCAGGACAGCGAGCCGGUUCUGCCUGCUGUACGACAACGUGAAGGUCAAGAAGCCGCCCAGGAUGAAGCGAGGGAAGAAGAAGCGGGGCCAGGAGAGCUCUGCGCAUGGCAACGGGGGGCAGUCGGAGCUCACCCUGCACCGGCAGGAGGCCCCUGACCUGCUGCGGAAGUUCGCGGAGGUGGGCUUCGUGAAUGCUGAGGCCACAGUCCAUCUGCUGCAGUCUGAAGGGGUACAGCUCAAUGACCGCCCCAUCCCUCCUGAGGACUUGAGCCAACACCCAGCCGGCUACAUGGCCGCACCUCCAGAGGAGAAUUCGGAGUGGAUCACAUACAGCACCUGGAUGGAGAACCUGUCGCAGUACGCCAUGAACAACUGGCUGCGGUCUGCGGAGAUCGGGCAGGAGAUCCAGGAGGCCUGGAUUGUGCAGAACGCUGUGGUCUACGUGCUGAACCACAACCACCACCUCAUUGCUGCUGGGCGCCAGAGAGAGCUGGUGGACGCGCUCUACACGCUCUUGAACAUUGUCAAGACCACCGGCCACAACGGGGACGCAGUCACCCUGGCGAUGCUGUGCAAUGCUCUGGCUCGAGGCUUGAUUCUCCACUGGAUCCCCACACAGGCAUCUGAGAAGUCCAAGAGGGUUAUGCGCGCGAACCUGUUCCAUGUGGCGCUGGACUCUGGUGCUACCUCUGAGAUCAGGACCGCGGUGGAGGUCUGUGAGUUUGCCCUGAACCUGACCAACGGGAGCAUGCCCGAGGACGUGGUACCCACCAAUGUCCGGCACCAGCUCAUCACCACCUGGGUGAAGGCCAAGCAGCUGCUGCAGCAGCAGAUUGGGGCUCGGCUGGGCACGGACGAGCAGAGCGUGAGUGAGCACAUCAACUCUGUGACAAAAGUGCUUGUCGCUCUGGAGAUGUACUCGUGCAACGGGCUGGGCCUCAUGGAGUUCAGCGUGCCCCCUCUGGCACAGUUAGUGAAAAUGGCCUCCGAGUGCAACUGGUCGGACCCCCUGGUGGAGCUGCAGACGCUCACUCGACUGACCCACUUCACCUACGCGGCCCACGACCAUGAAAUUACCAUGCUGUGUUCGCAGAAGGCUAUCCAGAUGGGCAUCAAGUACAUUAGGAUUUUUGCACCGCCCGAGGCUCGGCUUGUGGCGGAAAUGCUGAGCACCGCUGCCUGCAUCCAAGGCAAGAGCGUCAUGGAGAACCUGAAGGGGCAGAAGCAGCUACGCCUGACAGCAGCAAAGGCGUUCAUCGAAAGCGCAAGGUUCGGGGGCAUUGCGGGGAACAGUGCCCUGGUCAUGCUGGCUGCCAGGCACUAUUGGAAUGCCUGCCUCCCGAUGCUGUCCUCCGGGGUCAGCCGGAGGAGGGUGAGGAGCACAACCCAGAGGAUCAUCAGCAUCAUAAAUAAGACGGAGGCCAAGAAGCAGGAAAAAGAGAAAACGCUGCCCUUGCACCAGUGGCCGACGUCGGACUUUCAGGGCAGCGGGACAACCGAAGGGUACUUUCUCCCAGGGGCUGAGGAUGACCUCACACUGCGGGCCGCGCUGUACGGCCUGCUGUUCCACAGCUACGCUGACCACAACGACUGGGAGGGCGGCCUCAAGGUGCUGGAUGAGGCCGUGCAGGUGCUGCCUCGGACACCCCACCGCCUCUUGAUUUUCAAACACAUGGUGAUUGUGAAGGCCAAGCUUGGCCAGAACUUCUCAAUGGAGAUACAGAAGUUCAAAGACGAGAGUGAGGAGUACCUGGCACACAUGUGGCACCGCCUGGCGCUGAACUCCAAGAGUGUCUACGGGGAGCUGAUGUGCUACCACAGCGCGAUCCAGGCCCUGCAGAAGCCCGAGAGUGCAUGGCAGAAGGUGGACUAUAUCCUGGAGCUGGGCGAGUGGCUGUACUGCAAGCAGUCUCCUCGAGAGGACGUGCUCUUCCACCUCAAGUGGGCCACCGAGAUCCUGCUGGCCAUGCAGCUCCCCCACAGCACUGCCCAGCCAGGAGAGCACAUACCCCUUCAAGCAGCCCUGGAGGGGUCAGGCACCCCCCCAGUGACGGUGGAGGCUGGGACAUCAUCCUUGGAAAGUCUCAGGGACGUGAGGCAGCUGGACGCACUGGCCUGCGCCCACAUCCUGCUGGCGCUGGUCUUGUCCCCAAGCUCACCCCACUACCAGGACUGCUGCCUGAUGGCCUACACCUUCGUCAGACAGAUCUGGCAGGUUUCCUUGUUAACAGCAGGAAACUCAAUUUCAGAAAGCAAGACUGUAGCAGCAAGUAGUUCACCUUCAUUAUUACCAAAAAAGGAGAAGGAGAAAGGCAAAGACAAAGAGAAGGGCAAAGACAAGGAGAAGGGCAAAGACAAGGAGAAGGAAAAAGGCAAAGAGAAGGAGAAGGAGAAGGAGAAGGGCAAAGAGAAGGAGAAGGGCAAGGACACCAAGCAGCUUCAAACCCCUGUUCCCAGCAAACGGCUUGAGGAUUUGCCUGCAAGUGUGGAAGAGUGGGCUUCCUAUUCCUGCCCAGAAGAGAUUGUGUUGAUAUUUAAACAGGACAAGAGCAACCUCACUGUCAACCCAUCGAGCAUCCAGAAGCCCACAUACAGUUUAUACUACCUGGACCACUUGGUCAAUGCCCUGAAGGAGAUGUUCCUUUAUGAGCUCAUGAUCCCAGUUCUUCAGUUGGGCGUACUCAUCGCAGAGUCCGUGGUGGACAGCAAGAGCCUCGCAGACCUCUACCACCUCAGACUCGCCCAGGUGUGCUAUGACUUGAAGCUGAGAGAAGCAGCAGCUUACCAUGAGGAGGUGGUUGGGCAGACAUACAUCGGGGAGAUGGAGCAAGCAAGCUGCAGGAAAGAAAUCGCCCUGAAAAAAGAGAAAAACAAGGAGCCCCUGUUGGAGGAUAGCCUGCAAAUGCUGACCGAGCUGAUGGUCCCAGCACAGCCAGAAGCAAUCAGACCCCUUGAGGCCAAGGAAAAGAUUCUGAAGGUAAACGGAGAGACUGGGAAGGGCCUGGAUGGAAUGUCCUUCCCCAUCCUGUGGACCCUCAAGGCAGAAGUGCUCCUGGAGAUGGACCUACACCAGCCAGCAAGGUUGCUCCUCGCAGAGGCAUGCCAGGCCUUCCAGGAGCUCAAUGACCCUUGUGCAGAAUCAAAGUGCUUGUACCUUCUAGCUGUGUUGGCAAAUAAGGAAAAGAACUACGGACAGGCAGAGAAAAUGAUCGAGAGGGCCCAGCGCCUGGGCGGGAACGAGGAAUUUUGGUACCACUCCACCUUGACACUUGCAGAGACAAUCCUGUCCUUAGAAAACGAGACAAGACAAAUGCAGGUGUGCCACCUGUUUCAGAAGCUUAUAGAUGGCUUCACAGUCCUCAAGAAGGAGCGGCCCAACAGGGUCCCACUGUUGGAAUUCAUGACCACUGACUUGGAAGCCAGGUGUGUCGGCCUGCAGAUCCAGGCCAUCCAGGGGACCAUCCACAGUGAGCCUUCCGGGUACUCAAUGCUGCUGAACAAGAUGGACAAUUGCUUGCUGGAAAUUGAGAAAAAGUUCAUUAACUGUGGCUAUAAAGAGAAGUGCGUGGACAUAAAACUGGAGCGUGCAAAGAUAAAGAGGUUAAGUGCCCAAAAUGAGAAAGAUGAGGAACAGAAAACUGCGUGUUACCUAGAAGCGUAUGACUUGACCCAGAGAGCCGUAGCUGAAGAAGAGGAGCUGUUUCGCAGUAUUCAGGGUUUGCUGUCCCUUCAAGAUGUAAGUGUGUAUUGUAUCACCUCUCUGUACCUCUCUGGUCAUUGCCGUCAGUGUGCAAAUUUUCAGCUGCAGAACGUAAACACUCCCCUGAUGAGGAAGCUUGCUCACCUCAAGCUCAGCCUUGCAGAGGUGUCCCUGGACAUGCUUCAGCUCAUCUGGGAGGAGGCCCUGGAGCAGCAUUUCGACCAGGGGUCGAUGGAUAAACUGCUUGAACACUACCUGCAGAACACCAGUGACUACACCUCCAUAGGCUUGAAAUGGUUCACACUGAAACGGACUCUGGCCCACAUCACGCUGGCGCAGCUGAGCAGCCUGCAGCCGCUGUGCUCUGGCUGUGCCGAGAUCCGAGCCCGCAUGCUGGUCCUGGCCGGGAAGGCCCUGCACCUGCUGGCUGUGAACACGAACCCCGUGUGCCCAGCUGUCUACUGGGAUGAGAGCCUCCCGGUGGAGGCCAAGCUGAGUAGCCUCAAGUCUCCGGAUAUGGAGGGAGAGAAGGGGGAUGGCAAGGAGUCCAGCCGGGACCUGCCAGCCUUCAGAGCACUCCCCGAGGGGCACAGCAGGAAAGGCGCCGACCUGAAGAGGAAGAUGACGCUGGCACAGCGGUACCUGGCCCAGGCAUCCGAGGUGUUGCUGCAAGGCCUGCAGGCUGCACUGGGCGCUGGGAUCCUGGAUGUGGUGGCGGCGGCCAGCCUGGAGAUGGUGGAAUGCGUGGGCACCCUGGACCCCACCACCACCCUCCAGUUCCUGGCACUAUCUCAGAGCUGCACAGCCUCUGAGAUGAUGCAGGGUGUCCUGCUGGCUGCUACAAGCAACACCAGUAGCUCGCAGUUGGCUGCCCUGCUGCAGCUGCAGCACCAGCUGAAGCACCAGGGCAGGACGGCCACCAGCCUGUUUGCCAGCGUGGAGCAGAGGCUAGCUGCCACCUCCAAGGCUUGGCAGAAUCUCUGGGUAACUGAACAACACUUCAGUCUCCUAAACGAAAUUCCUACCACGUUCCGGGUCCUCUUUCUGCACCAUUCACGAGAUAGGUCCCGGCUGUAUGGUGCUGCAUACGAGAGGCCCAAGUUCCUUCCCACACCUAAAGGAAAGCAGCUCCCAAUGGGGGGCUGCUGCAAGGUGGCUCGGGUGGCUGUGGACCCCAGCGCUCUUGCACACCUGCUGGCCCAAGUACGGCAGCUCCGGGAACAGCCACUCAUGGAUGCAUACAGUGAGGACAUGGCCCUGGUCACCAGCUCGGUGUCAGAAAAUACUCAAAUUCAAGAGGAAGAAAAUUACUUUCGAAGGUUUAACAAUGUUCUGAAACCCUUGGAGGAAUACCUGAAGCCCCUGUUUCCGCUGAUGGCGUGUCCUGAAGCCAGAAUACAGACACCUGCCUUUGUAGCAGAGCCAGGGAAGUCCAAGGGCAAAGACAAGGAGAGGAAGGCUUCUCUAGGACCUGCUCCGCCCGAGGCUGCGGACCACGUGGUCCUGGUCAUGGACCAGCACCUCCUGGCGCUGCCAUUGGAAGGCCUCUCCGUGUUCGAGGAGGGGUCAGUGUCCUCCGUGUCUCGAGACUUUUCUCUCCAGAUGCUGAUGAAUCGCCUCCACAAGGAGGAGACAGAAGGCAGUGUGAAAAAAGAGAGCAAAGGCAAAGAGCACAAGAGAGCAAAGAAGGGCAGGAAGGGAAGUGUGCCUCGGAUCCUGCCUCCUGACUGCAUUGUGGUCGACUCAGACAACUUCAAGUUCAUCGUGGAUCCCUACGAGGAGGCCCAGAGCAUUGAAGCACUGACUCCUGUCUUCGUAACCCGGGAAAUUCUGGAGAGAUUCCGAGACCCAUUCACGGCACGAUGGGUUGGACAUCUGGGAAAUAAGUACUUUCCAAGCCAGGCAGAGUGGGAGCAGCUCCUGGGCAGCUGCCAGGGCUUCUUCUUCUACGGGAUGGAGAGCUUCCUGUCCCAUAUCCUGGUGGAAAGGCUGGCUGCCAUGAACUUACAAGAGUGCCAGGUGAUGGUGCUGCUGGACUUGGCUCACUCCUUCGAGAGCAUGCGGCGGCAGUCCGAGCUCGCGGAGAACAAGAGUGCCCUCCAGCUGUCCCUGGAGGGGCCCGUCGAGACUGCCGCCCUCCUGAGCCUGGUGGGUGUCAGGAGCAUCCUGGCGAAUCAGUGGCCCACACUGCUGCAGGACAACGCCAUGCGGGCCAGCAUCCUGUGGGAGAAUCUGCUGGCAGUCGGAAAGCCAACGGGGAAAGCAGUCCGCCUUCUCCAGAGAAUGGGUGGCAAUGACACAGCCAGCCAAGACGAAUCCCCUCAGACCUCCAAGGACAUGCUGGCGUCCCUCCGGUCACAGCUGCGCAGGCCAGAGGCGCUCCCUGUUGCCCUCAACCUGGUGCUGUACGGGCUGCCUCACCAAGCCAUCGGAUGA
This is a messenger RNA of Loxodonta africana (African savanna elephant), 7926 nucleotides long. It is a transcript of the gene CFAP46, whose product is annotated as cilia and flagella associated protein 46. NCBI's taxonomy places the organism in Eukaryota, Metazoa, Chordata, Mammalia, Proboscidea, Elephantidae. The record is from RefSeq and is a predicted model, not a curated record. Bases 1 to 7926 code for a protein of 2641 amino acids. The transcript is spliced from 59 exons. Gene Ontology annotation, biological process: cilium movement involved in cell motility; axoneme assembly. Gene Ontology annotation, molecular function: protein binding.